Molecule: messenger RNA, 775 nt
Organism: Ostrea edulis (European flat oyster)
Lineage: Eukaryota; Metazoa; Mollusca; Bivalvia; Ostreida; Ostreidae
Exons: 4
Coding region: 9-701 (230 amino acids)
Source: RefSeq, a predicted model, not a curated record
GAGAUCAAAUGCCAUUCCAUCUGCGGUUUUUUGGAGCAAAUAGUAAAGGAAUCGAAUUGAUUUAUCAACAGUACAAUAUCAUGUUCGGAAAUGCUGUAAAUCUUUGUUUCAAAGUAUGUAAAGAAAAUUGGUGGUGUGGUGCACUUCGAAAAUGUGCUGAUAGACCCCAGUUAUUCCAGUGUGACGUGGUCUGCCAGUUCAAUAGUUUAGAAAACAGAAAUUACAGACAUGGGGAUGAAAGAUGUGCUACAUUUCAGGUAGAUCCGAUUGGUCCAAAUGUUGCAGCUAACAGGACUGUCAGCCUAGUACGCAAUCGUCAUUUCCAUGUCUUUCAUGCUGAAUACGCAACGGACACUGUGACAAUCUGUCCAAAUAAUCGCCUGUUUUUCCACACCCGUUUCACAGUCGAUCCCUGGAUCCAAAUAAACCUCGGUCAAUCUACAGAUAUUGCUAUGGUUGUUAUUUACAACAGACAGACGAAAGAAGGUGAGCGGUUCCAAAACGCCCAGAUUGAAGUUGCAGAAAAUAAUGUUUGGAGACCCUGUGGAGUUUACAAGGGACCAGGGGUGAACUAUCAAAUAAUAUUUGUCAUAUGUAAUGAAGACGUACGAGGAGACAUCUUACAGAUAUCAGUAAAGACUGCGCCGGGAGCAAGAACGGCUAUCCAUCUAUGUGAAGUUGAGGUCUUUAACAGGGUAUAGACAACGCAUAAUACAAAUCAAUCUUGCUGUUUCCUUAAAAUGUGAAUGAAUUUACUAACUCGAAGUAUUUUGUG